Molecule: messenger RNA, 532 nt
Organism: Megalopta genalis
Lineage: Eukaryota; Metazoa; Arthropoda; Insecta; Hymenoptera; Halictidae
Gene: ox
Product: ubiquinol-cytochrome C reductase complex subunit oxen
Biological process (GO): mitochondrial electron transport, ubiquinol to cytochrome c
Cellular component (GO): respiratory chain complex III
Source: RefSeq, a predicted model, not a curated record
UAAUCUAUGGUAUCGAGAUAUCGCAGUCAACACUCGAUCUGACUUGAUCAUUACACGUUAGAAUAGAAGGGUUAUAGUCAGUUACAGUGGGUUACGGUUACAGUUGGCCACGGACAGACGUUUAAAAGAUUUAUCUUUCCAGAACUCGUAUCUCCUACGGAAAUUAAUUGAAAUCACAAAAUGGCUGGAAUAUCAGAUGCUCUGUAUAACGCCAUUUUCAAAAGAUCUUCUACCUUCGCCUUGACCAUCAUGGCAUCCGCUUUCAUAUUUGAACGAACAGUCAAUUUAUUAUCUGAUACUUUUUUCGACAAUCGUAACAAAGGGAAAUUAUGGAAAGAUAUAAAACACAAGUAUGAACAAUAAAUAAACUGAAUGAUUUGUUGCUAGUAAAAUAGGUAUGUUAUAUUGUUAAUCUUAUACAAAUAAAGAACAAUCUUUUAAAUGCAUAAUGAUUUUAUUUACGACUCUAUUACUAAACGGACAGUUCUUACUGCGCUUUACUGUAAGAUUGAAAUAAAAAUAAAAAAGAGGA